UUGAGCUGGGAUUAACUGAGGUAGAAUUGUACUGGGAUAUACGCACGGGAUUCAAAGUGUAUUAAAUCCAAUUAGGGUUUGGUCAGAAUUUUUCAUUCGGAUUCUCUCUUCUCUUCCCAAUGGAGAACUGGGACUGGGAAACCUAUUAUUCUCCUACAAACCCCGAAUAUUAUAAUUCACAAGUUAGUGACGAUGAAUAUUCCAAUAAUAUUUGGCCUGGUUUUGUUUUUCGCCCUACUGAUGCUGAACUAAUUCUUGAUUUCUUAACCCGAAAAAUCAAGAACGAGACGAUGUCUCGCAAUCUGAUGAAAGUGGUUGAUAAUGUAUACAAAUUAAACCCGGAAAAUCUUGAAGAUGAUUAUGGUGUGAAUCGAGCGGAAGAAUGGUUAUUCUUUACAACAAGGGACAUAGAACACGAAAAUGAAGAAAUACGGAAUGGAGUUGGAGUUGGAGUCGAUGGAUAUUGGCAGGUAAUUGGGGAAGAUGAUGAAACCAUCAAACAGAAAGAUGAAACUAUUGGAUUUCGAAAGACUCUUGAAUUCUACAAGGGAAACCCACCCAACGGGGACAAGACUUCGUGGAUUAUGCAUGAAAUCAGAUUCAACGAUCAACUUGCUGCAGAUCAUACAGAGUUGGACGAUUGGAUUGUGUGUAGAGUAUUCCACAAAGAUAACAGAUGGAAGGACGAGAGAGAUGAAGAUACUGAUAUGAUAUGGAGUGAUAGUUCGGAGGAUUCGAUGAGCUCAAAUGAAUACGACGACUUUAUAGUAGCACGGGAUUGAGGUACAUUUUCGUACUACUAGAGAAGUACUGUCUUUGUGGAAAACAAGUGUUAGAAAGAGAUGUGAAGAAUUGAAAUACGUAAGCAGUGAUCCUCCCUCAUAAUUUUUCUGAUUCUAUUUUUUUCCCCUUGUUUACUUUGUUAAGGUACAGUUUUUCAAAGCACUACUUGAGAAUGAACACUAUAGUGUUUUCUGUUUACAAUUUACUGGCCUCAGUGAGAGUAGCUUUCGAGAGAAGUUGAUAGUAGUAUGAUAAUCAUUGAAUUUUAUAAUUACAUGGAUAUAUUGCAUUUUCAGGGCCCGUUUCAAAUGCUUUUACUAGCAAAGCUACUUUUCUUUUCGUGCGCGAUCAAUUAUCUAUUCUUUGCCUCUUUUACUCUCAUCUACCGUCUGAGGCUGUAGGCAGCACUCAGCAGGUCGAGUUUUUCUGCUUCGAAGUCGAUUUUGAUGGCAAAAGCUAUAGCUUCUUUGGAUUCAACUUCUACUCUUUUCCAAUUCCUUGAGGAAUCUUUGAAGUCGAAUCCAAUUCUUAAGAUUGCUCCAGUGCUUUGAUGCUUUCUUCUCAGAUUUUCCUCUCAACGGUUUCUUGGUUGAAUCAGAUCUUCCUUUACCUUCCCCGUCAUCAGGGUCGUGCACUCGUGCAGUCUGUAAAUUUCUCAGGCACAAGCCAUAAAGUUGAGAGAGUGAAUGAGUGACUUCCCUACCUGUUUUCAAGAAAGAAAAGAGAGUGAACGAACACGUCACACUAUCAACAUUUACAUCCUCAGAAACCCAAGAGCGUUUGCUAAAAGAUGUGAUAAAAUAUCACUUUUUUACUCAAAUAAACAAACUAUCUUUAAUCUCACGAUAUAUAGCUAGUACAGUAGAACAAUUCUCUCUCAAACACUCUCUUAUACAAACGUGGAAUUUUCUUUUCUAACCUAUAGAUAAAAAAACACACACUAAUACACACUAUAUAAAAAAUAUUAAGAGGAAUUCAAGAUGAUCAAGUAACUUUUUUCAACCUAAAGAAGUAUUCAAAAUGAAUAACUAAUUUGCACCACCUUUAAUAAAAGAAGAGUUCAAAAUGAUUAAAUAACUUCCACCUCCUUUAAUAGAAGAAGAGUUCAAGAUGAUUAUGUAACUCUUUUAAUAGCUCUCAGCCAAUGACAAGCUUUUCCUUAACCAUGUAAAAUUCUUCUAUCCAAUUAAAAACUUUUGUUUAACCAAAUUGUAUUUUGACUAAAUCAUAUAUUAAUCAACCUCAUACUUCUAAAGUUUCUUGAUGAUUUUGGAAUUUCUUCUAAUUUCUAAAAUUUCCACUUUCAACAGAGAGCACUUCAACGAAGAAGUGCUAGUUUGAAACUAGUCUUCUUUAUCAGAAUCCUUAAAAUUUUUACUACUUUGAUCACUAUUGUCGAAGCUAGAUUUAGAAUUCCAAGGACUUGCCUGAAAUGCACUAGGUUUUUCGAAAGAUUGAUGUUGAGAUUUUAUUGCAUCACCCAACAUGUGAAUAGAAGGUUUUAAAUUUCUUGAUCUUGCCUGUCUACGGAAAAACCUUGGGUUCACGAAUUUUUCCGUGUCGUUUUAUAGCUAAUUUUGUUUUUGAUUCUACUUCGAUUCACAAGUAGAUGGACAAACUAAAAUGAUAUCAUCACAUUCACUUCCUCCCUAAUGUUCAAGAAUACAAGAAAUGUGCGCCCCCCCGGGGCACAUCCCAACUGACAAAGAUGAGGGCGCUUGAAGGUUGGUAGAUCAGAAGUCGUGAGUUCCAUUCUUGAAAAGUUCUUGGAAGGCAGGAUUUAUCCUAGAAGGCAAGAGCUCUACUGGAAGGUAAGGUGCAAAGAUGGGAAACGACUUGCUUGGUACUUUGGCAUAUCAGUUGGGGGCUCUAGAACACUGGUCAGUUUGGGGCACAACCUGCGGUUUAACCUGUCUGCAGCUUGAAGGGCCAAGGUGUAAACUCCAGGAUUUAGUCACCGUAAGAUGGAUAACUUGAUAUAAAAAGAAUACAAGAAAUGUGUCGAUGUCAACUGUUGCAUCUUGAUUAAAAUAUUAUAACUAUUGCAACAAGGGGUGGGGCGGAAUAUACUAGGACGAUAUGUCGUUCUUAAAAAAGCAUAAUUGACAAAGUUGGAGGAUCCACAAAUUGUAUGAUCAAAAUUCACAUAACAGUGGGUCCCGUAACUUAUAGACUAGAUGAGUUGGAAAAUUAUAUGAAUCAACGGAUUUGUUGAUCUCUACAGUCUGAAGUCAACUAGAUUUCAAGAAACCUACUGACAUGCACACAAGAAGAAGGUCAAGUGGGUAACGGUGGGACAAUUUCAUAUUCGUUUGCCAGAAAAAGAGAGAGAGAGGACUCUCCACUAAGAAUUAAAAGCCACAUUUGACUGGAAGGGGAAAGAAAGUUAAAUAAAUAAAUAAAUAAAUAAAUGAUCACUUUAAAUUAAAAGGAAUGGAUAUGAAUUAGUCAAAAAUCAAAAUGUGCAUUUCAUAAUAUUGUAUAAUUCUACCAUGCAAUGAUGUCUUAGUUAGUGGUCAAAUGCACAAUUGCAUAUUGAUUGUUCCCUUUAUUCUUCUUUUAUGGGUUCUGUUAGUGAGAAUUUCUAGAUAUUUAAGAUGUAUAUACUGCAUGGGUAAUGGGUUGUUCAGUCAAUUCUUCAUGGCGGUCCAUCUACUAAUAGAAGAUUCAACGGUUGUAACAAUUCAUGCUACUCUAGACGAAACUUCAAGGUAUUAUCUAAAAAUGAUAAAAGAUCCAACUAAUAUAUCUUCAAGUGGAAGGAAUACAAAUACACACUUAAGUGCAUAUGCAAGGGAUUCUCUCUCUUUCUUGCCAUGUUUCCACUAUUGUUUCUGCGACCCAUUUAUUAGGGUGGAUGUUUGGGUAAAAAUAUAAGAAAUCAAAAUAAGAUAGCAAGUCAUUGUUAAGAAUGUGUGAGAUUUAGAGCUCUACUUGAAAAAGAUAAUUGAUUAUUGUCUCCAUUUCAAGUAAUAAUCUAUCCAUUCUUCUUCUAAUUAGCUAAAAGGAUCGCACUAUCCAUCAAUGUCCAACUCAUUCGACGCUUCAAGACUAUUAUCCACGUGGCAUGAUUAUAUUGAGAGUCAACUACCAUUUUUAUUUUUAUUUUGACUCAUCGCGAUCCAAAUUGGAAACCCCCACCUUCAUCCUGAUCUUCUAUAUACAUCUAAUUUAUCCCGUUAUAAUUUGCAUAACUAGGUUUGGGCACAAGUCCAACUCUAAUAUCAGUUACUCCAAUUUUGAAUUUCAUCCAAAAAUAUUACUCCAUUCGUCUCAAUUAUAUAGGUUGAGCUUCCUUUUUCUCGUCUCAAAUAUAUAGGUCUAUUUCCUAGAAUAUUUUAUUUUGUUCAUUUACUAAUAUACCCUUAUUCAAUUUUUUCCAUGCCAACUUCUUGAAAUA
Messenger RNA from Olea europaea var. sylvestris, 4183 nucleotides. RefSeq names its product NAC domain-containing protein 68-like. Gene Ontology annotation, biological process: regulation of DNA-templated transcription. Gene Ontology annotation, molecular function: DNA binding. The transcript has 3 exons. NCBI's taxonomy places the organism in Eukaryota, Viridiplantae, Streptophyta, Magnoliopsida, Lamiales, Oleaceae. The coding region runs from base 120 to 782 and encodes 220 amino acids. The record is from RefSeq and is a predicted model, not a curated record.